CGAAAUUUUUAUAAGUUUGUGUUUCAAUAUUUACGUUACAGUUUCAAUGUUUUUAAAGUUUCUAAAGUUAAUGUAUCAUAAGAUUCAAUUUAAUGUUUUAUGACCUUUAAUACGUGAUAAUGGUGGUUUGUAAGUUUUUCCAACAAGGUUACUGCCGAUAUGGACAAAACUGCAGAUUUGAACAUGUUUAUGGCUCCAAAUAUUCGUAUCAUGCCAAUCCUCCCGCCCAAACAGCGCCAGCCCAGUCAAAUGUUGUGACAGAUGAACAAUUAGUAAAUCAAGUGAAAUCUGAUAUCCAAGCAGCGCUAAAGGGUGGGCAAUGGAUUUUAUCCAGUUACGCCCCCUACAAAGAGAAGCCAGGAUAUCCGGGCUUGACAGAUCUCUCACCUGAAGAAGCAAGGUUAUUCAUAUAUGAAGCUAAAGCAAAUAAUACUGUUGAUCAAGCUGUGGCAUACUUUGAUAAUCUCUAUAAGGAAACAAGAUAUAAAUAUGAACAAUUGCUACAACCAACAGUAAAUACAAUAAAAAUACUAAGAAGCCUUUACAAAGGAGAGAUAAUUCCUCAGACAUCAUUCGGUACAGCAAAUGAUGCAUCAUCUUUAUUCAGAAGUGCUUUAAGUAAUACGAACACUGGCUUCCAGACGUUAAAUCAAAAUGUUUUCGGACCAACUCAACCGACUGGGGCAAAAUCUCUUUUCGCUGAGGCCACAGAAGCUACUUUCGGUCCUAAAACAAGCAUUUUUACAUCAAAUGAAACACCAAAAUCUUUAUUUGCACAGGAAACGCAAAAACUCUUUGGACCAACAAAUAAUCCAGCUAAUAUUUUCGCUAAUGCGACACAAAAUGUUUUUGGUCCAAUGGAGCCGGUUAAACAAAAUGUUUUUCCAAAUCAACCUGCGGUUAAUGUUUUUCAAAAAUCUGAUCCAAGUGAUGUCUUUCAACGAAAAAAAACACAAAAUGUUUUUAACAAUGUAUUUGAACAGAAAUCAGAUACUGUUGACAAUAUUUAUAGUAAAUUAGAAGAUCUGUCUAAAGACGAUUUAGAGGCUUUUAAGUGCAAUGACUUUAAAUUAGGUUUUAUACCAGAAUUGCCACCGCCAAGAGAAUUAUGUGUUUGAAGUUUUUAAAUUAAUAUAGAUGUAUAUUGUGUAAUUAUCCUUAAGUUUGAAUAACAAUUGUGUACUGAACAUGAUUUUACGAAAUUUGAUAUUAAGCUAUGUUUUUAAUACAUUUUUUAUUCUAUGAUUGAGUCAUUGAUAAAUGAAAAAACAUUUUUAAUGAUUAAAAAA
Messenger RNA from Papilio polytes (common Mormon), 1289 nucleotides. Its product is annotated as nucleoporin-like protein 2. Lineage: Eukaryota; Metazoa; Arthropoda; Insecta; Lepidoptera; Papilionidae. Gene Ontology annotation, molecular function: metal ion binding. The record is from RefSeq and is a predicted model, not a curated record. The coding region runs from base 120 to 1118 and encodes 332 amino acids. The transcript is spliced from 3 exons.